AUGGCAGCCAAAAAUGAGCAGGAGAACAUCCAGUCACCGCGUUCGUCGGCAACGAACGCCUCAGGAACAAGCCCUACACCUGCUAUGACUAAAGGAAGCGGCUCACCUUCACCACAACCUUCCUCACAGAAUGCGGCUAUCAACAGACGGUCGCGCAAAAAUUCAGUGCAGAUGGCUUGCGAACGUUGUCGAAGGCGCAAAAUCAAAUGCUCGGGGCUCCCAGGCCCCUGCUCCACUUGCAGGAGCCUUGGGACGGUAUGCCACGAUCCUGUCAAAAGAAGGGAUCGAGCACAGAGUCUGUUAGAAAACCGCAUCCAGAGAUUAGAAUCUUUUGCCGCUCAUGGCCGGACAUCGUCACAUUCAGAGGGCAUGGCGUCAUUGACAUAUCGACCCUCCCCGAAUGCACAGCCGUCGCCCAGUGGCCAGCAUGAGACACGCUAUGGACUGCAUAUAGAGACGGAGAAUUUGACGAGCUAUAUGGAUUCUGACGCAACGGCAACGAACCACAACUCACCUGUCAUUAACCCUAGCUGGGACUAUUUUGCAGGAUCACUUAGUCCACUCAGCCCAGCAUGCUACUCAGACAUUGGCCCAGACCUCGCCCCAUGGUUGACAAUCGACUAUCAGCAACACGGUUCGGAUGGUGGAUCGACUCCGAAUCCGGCUAUGCACAAACGAUCUCAUACAUUUCCAACCGUUACGCAUGAUGAAUAUGACUGGAAUCAGGACAGUAGAGCUCCUGAAUCUGCUGGUGCUUUCUCGGACAUCCCCUCUAUUGAGGUCACAUCUCCCGAUUGCUCCCGUCCCCAAAGCCCUUUCAACUUCUCCGAGCAGGACCUUUCUCCUCAAGGGAUUUCAAUUCCGUACGCCGCCCAGGCCUCAGAUCACAACGAAGAUGAUUACCUGGAAGGGAAUUUCGAGCUACCGCGAACGCCACCGCUCUUUGCGACGAACACGAGGUUCAAUGACGGUCAGAUUGACUACUAUGGCGAUUACUUGUCUCCAGUAGACAAACCUCCCACGAUAUCGCGCCGUUCGUCCAUGGCUUCUUCAUGCUCGAGCAACUUACAAGUGGAAUCAUUCCCGAGCCUUGGAGCUCGUUUGCACCGAAGCCAAACGCUCCCUAGCAAUUCCAACCCACGGGUUCAAGCAGAUCAAGAAAGGUUGAACACGACCGUCAGCUCACCUCGAACACGUAACUAUCUGCAGGUCUAUUUUCAGAAAGUUCAUCCUCAUUCUCCAAUUCUGAACCCUGCAAUGAUAUCAUCCAGCAAAGCCUCACAGAACUCCUUAACAACAUAUCAAAUCCUCCUGGCGGCUGCGGUUGGGGCCUUGAUUCACCACCAAUCAAGAGCAUUAUCAUCCCCAUACGUCCGGCUCGCCAUGUCUCUCAAUUCAGAGAUCGACUUCUGGAGCUCAAUCUCAGGAGUUCACUGUGCUAUCUUACUCGCAAUCUAUUGCAUGUAUGAGGAGACUCUAUCAUUCAAAGAUGAAAUGGACCACGAGGACCCACAACAUUUCCCCCUGGCUCAACCGCUCCAUCCGCGCGUGAAUCUAUGGUUGCAUACCUGUCAAAUUUGCGUGACAUGCAUUGACCUGGGUUUCAAUCUGGGGUACCUCUCGGGCUCUGAUAUCAUAGCGCCGCCUAGAGGGAAAGAGCACGAACUGGUAUUCUUCCCAGAGACAGCCUCGGAGAUCGAGAUGGAAGCAAUCUUCAGAAACACCUUCAGAGUCGCAUAUGUACUUGAUAAACGAGUAUCCACACUGAAGCAGAGACCGAGAUCGAUGCGGGAUGAAAGUCUACACCCCGACCUGAUCCGUCUGUACAUGCUCGAAUCCGUUAAUCUGUAA
Molecule: messenger RNA, 1851 nt
Organism: Exophiala aquamarina CBS 119918
Lineage: Eukaryota; Fungi; Ascomycota; Eurotiomycetes; Chaetothyriales; Herpotrichiellaceae
Exons: 2
Coding region: 1-1851 (616 amino acids)
Biological process (GO): regulation of DNA-templated transcription
Molecular function (GO): zinc ion binding; DNA-binding transcription factor activity, RNA polymerase II-specific
Source: RefSeq, a predicted model, not a curated record